Messenger RNA from Sphaeramia orbicularis (orbiculate cardinalfish), 3545 nucleotides. RefSeq names its product phosphoglucomutase 2-like 1 (gene pgm2l1). The record is from RefSeq and is a predicted model, not a curated record. Gene Ontology annotation, biological process: carbohydrate metabolic process. Gene Ontology annotation, molecular function: magnesium ion binding; glucose-1,6-bisphosphate synthase activity; intramolecular phosphotransferase activity. Bases 264 to 2135 code for a protein of 623 amino acids. Lineage: Eukaryota; Metazoa; Chordata; Actinopteri; Kurtiformes; Apogonidae. Gene Ontology annotation, cellular component: nucleus. The transcript has 14 exons.
ACCGGAAGCGCUGUGUGUUCACUUCAAUUAAAUCUGAAGUUUCGUUUUUAUGUCAAGUCUAACUUUACUUCUGUUUAUUCUGGGUUAUGUAACCGGGCUCGGGGCUAACAUUAGCCUGGUGAUAAGUUAUAGUUCAGAAGCCGAAGUAGAGACAUGAGUGUGGGGCUGAAGAGCCGGGGAGCGGACGGAGCCUCCGCUUAGCCGUUAGCCGUUAGCCGUUAGCCCGGACAUGGCCCGGCCUUAGCGCACCUCCGACACUUACUAUGGGGGACGAUUACGAGCUGAACGGGGACAUGAACGCUAACCCCCGGUGCCAGAGCACCGGCGACCCGGUGUUGGACAAGGCCGUGCAUCAGUGGUUGACCUGGGACAAGAACCCUCAGACCCGGGCCCAGGUGGACUCUCUGGUGGCAGCAGGUCGACAUGAUGAGCUGAGGUCCAGACUCUGCAGCCGCAUGAGCUUCGGGACUGCUGGACUGAGAGCCCCGAUGGGCGCUGGGUUCAACCGGAUCAACGACCUGACUGUGAUCCAGUCCACACAGGGUUUGUGUUCUUACCUGUUCAGGUAUUUCACAGACUUCAGCAGCCGAGGAGUCGUCAUCGGUUUUGACACAAGAGGACAAGAAGAGAGUGGCUGUAGCAGCGAACGUCUAGCGAAGCUCUCGGCGGCCGUGAUGCUCAGCAGAGAUGUUCCCGUUCAUCUCCUCUCUACGUUCGUGCCGACGCCUUACGUGCCGUACGCUGUGAAGAAGCUGGGAGCGGCGGCCGGAGUGAUGAUCACCGCCUCGCACAACCCCAAGGAGGACAAUGGAUACAAGGUGUACUGGUGUAACGGCGCUCAGAUUGCUUCGCCUCAUGACAAGGAGAUCCUGAGGUGCAUCGAGGAGCAGCUGGAGCCCUGGAGCGCCUCCUGCUGGGAUGAGGAGCUGGUGCAGCGCUGCUCGCUGAGGACCGACCCUCUGAGCCACAUCAACAGCUGCUACAUGGACGAGCUCACCUCACUCUGCUUCCACAGGGAGUUGAACCGCCGCUGUCCUCUGAAGUUUGUCCACUCGUCCUUCCACGGUGUCGGCCAUGUCUUCGUCCAGCAGGCCUUCCAGAACUUCGGCUUCCCUCCACCCAUCCCCGUCCCCGAGCAGAAAGACCCCGACCCCAACUUCUCAACCGUCCGCUGCCCAAACCCCGAGGAGGGCGAGUCCGUCCUGGAGCUUUCUCUUCUUCUGGCUCAGCGUGAAGAUGCUGGUAUUGUCAUGGCAACGGAUCCAGACGCGGACCGCCUGGCCGUCGCUGAGAAGUCUGAGGGGUGUGGAUGGAAGGUCUUCAGUGGUAACGAGCUGGCGGCUCUGCUCGGUUGGUGGAUGUUCUUCAACUGGAAGGAGGCCCAUCCUGACCCUGCAGACACUCGGUCCGUCUACAUGUUGGCCACCACUGUGUCGUCCAAGAUCCUCCAGGCGUUCGCUCGCAUCGAGGGCUUCAACUUCGAGGAAACGCUGCCGGGGUUUAAGUGGAUCGGGAACAGAAUGCACGAACUCGCCAAAACCGGGAACAGCGUCAUAUUUGCGUUUGAGGAGUCGAUCGGCUUCCUGUGUGGCAGCAUGGUGCCUGAGAAGGACGGGGUGAGCUCUGCCGCUGUCGUGGCUGAGAUGGCGGCGUAUCUGCACAGCAAGAACCUGAGUCUGAACCAGCAGCUCCACAACAUCUACCAGACCUAUGGUUUCCACAUUUCUAAAACAUCGUACGUGGUCUGCAAGGACCCGCCCACCAUCCAGAGGAUCUUCACCCGAAUCAGAAACUUCGACGGCGAAGGUUCGUAUCCAAAGACGUGUGGCGGGAUCAGGAUCGUCCACGUUAGAGACGUCACCACAGGAUACGACAGCAGCCAACCAGACCUGAGAUCGGUUCUGCCCGUGUCUCGCAGCAGUCAAAUGAUCACCUUCACGCUGCAGAACGGCGUCGUCGCCACGUUGAGGACGAGCGGCACCGAACCCAAGAUCAAAUACUACACCGAGUUCUGUGCAGCUCCAGGAGAAAGUGAAGCGUCCAGUCUGGAGGCGGAGCUUCAGAAGGUCACCUUCGCUCUGGUCGACGAGUUCCUAGAGCCCGAGAGGAACAACCUGAUUCGCCGCUCCGUUUAAGCUCCACCUCCUGUGUGUCCUCCUAUUGACCAUCGCUGUGUGUGGGUCAAAGGUCAUCCCGUCGUCCUUCACUCCAGUUUCGACCAAACAUAUUCACCUCCGCACCAACAGCAAAGCCUGAUGGGUAAAUGGCGGCAUCCAACCAAAGACUGAGUGUAAACAGAUGUUCUGUUACGCUUCCAAGAGAAAUGAACCAAAUGUGGAAGAUCAGGAACAACAAAACCGCUGUUACCAUGACGACAGGUCGGCUCAGAUGUGAAAACCGUUUCCAGGCGACAUUAAAGCGUUUGAGCUGGGGUUUAAUUAGAUAGUCUUCAGGUCCAGUAUUGUCCACAGGGGGUCACGUGUUAUUGGACUGACGUACUGAAUGUAAAUGUACGGAUGGAAAAUGGCUCCAGAGCGGAUCAGCACCAGAUCCAGAUCCAGAUCCACGAGCGGACCCACUGCACCAGAAACCAGUUCUGUUGAUUGACAAAGGUACAUUUCACUCCUGUGUCAGAGCUCAGGAUAGGGGGUUACCAUGGUUACCCUGACCCAUCACCCUCAUAUGUCCAUGAGCAGAAGUUGAUGGAAACAUGUGAAAAUGUUCAGUAAGUGUUUCGACCACAGGGUGGCGCUGCAGCUUUGAGGUCUUCAGGUAUGUAUGUGGAGGAAUUGAAGGCGUUCACUGGAGGUCAAAGGUUAAAGUUCAGGGUAAAUGAAGACUACAAACUUUACACAGUAUCUGUAAGAAACUCAUGAAUAUUUCAACUUAUUUUAUUCAUUUCAUUUAAUGUUUUAGAUUCAUUUUUAUUUAGUUUCAUCUUUUAAUUAUUCGUUUUACAGCUAUUUGAUGUUUCUAGUUUCAUGUAAAAGAGAAAUUGUGACAAAUUAGAGGAUUUUCAGGACGAAUAGAGUGAAACCAUCCUUUAUUUAAGAUGAGGAUGAACAUGAUGAUUCUCCAGAACCAGACCAACGUGAUGGAAUAUGAAACUAAAUGAUUGUGUAGGAGGUUUGUCUAGAUCUGAUGUAGUUCUUUAUCCUCAUUUUGCUGUGAAGUCGAUCGUUCCACGUUGGGACUGAGGCAGUUUGAUCAGGUUUUUCUUGUUAUUUUUUCCUUGUUUCUGAAUGCGUUUUGUUGUGACUGAUCUUCCACGGACUCGGUAGAAAGGUGGAAUGUGUUUUUGUUUGCGCCCCUCACACUCCGUCCAUGAUAUUUAUUUUUAUACUUGUAUUUAUGUGAGCGCCCCCUGCUGGAGGCUCAUAGAGCUCCUUGUUUAUUUUCGUACAAAAGCUGAAGCUGCUGCUCGCGUCUCUCUGAAGCUUUUCGUUUUCACCGUGCUCAUCGGAAACAGGAUGGAGUGAGCGCUCUGUCGGUUUUGUGUUCAGCUGUUCGUGUUGGUCUGUGCCAAUAAAGCUCUGAAAAUCCAA